Ziziphus jujuba (common jujube) is the source of this 3401-nucleotide messenger RNA. RefSeq names its product MDIS1-interacting receptor like kinase 2-like. The coding region runs from base 615 to 2060 and encodes 481 amino acids. Gene Ontology annotation, biological process: protein phosphorylation. Gene Ontology annotation, molecular function: protein kinase activity; ATP binding. The transcript has 3 exons. Lineage: Eukaryota; Viridiplantae; Streptophyta; Magnoliopsida; Rosales; Rhamnaceae. The record is from RefSeq and is a predicted model, not a curated record.
AGAAAAGAAGCCCAUGUAUGAUGCUUGCUACGAAAUUGCUUUGCAUUGUAGUAGGUAGUUAUGUUAUGAGAGAGAGCAUGGUAUCCUCCAUUUCCAAUUCAAUAUUAAUUCACAGCUACUUCAGUAGCAAUACAGCAGUAGCCUAGUGGGCAUCCCCCGUUUUGGGCUCUGCUGAAUAUUCUCCUUAAAAAAAGAAGUAAAGGGUUUUUGCUUGAAUCUGGGUGGUGAAGACAUGAUAUGAGUAUCUCAACUGUUCCAUCACCACAAAUCCUUGCAACUUGACUGGUAUUACUUGCAAUGGGGCUGGAAGCAUUACUCAUAUUUCUCCACAUCUGUUCUAUCUUCCUCCCAUACUAAACGAAGCUGAAGCUUGGGAGAUUUCUGAAUGGCUCUUCAUUUCCCAAUUUAAUCCCACUUGGAUCUCGCUGAAAGUGGAUUCGUUGGGAUCAUCCUACCGGAGAUAGACACUCUUUCGAAGCUGACCCCACCUCGACCUCUCUCAUAAUCAUCUCACGGGUCCAAUUGCGCCGUCUCUAUUGGGUGGUCCUGAGAGUAUUAAACGAAUUGACUUGUCAAGCAACCGCUUCAACGGAAGCAUACCCACUGACUUAUGUAUGUUCUCUUUUCUAAACUCAUUUCUUUGGACCUCAAUCACAACUCGUUGGACAAAUGCCUUCUCAGCUACUUUUAACCUCACAAGCUCAACCACCUUGAACCUUGUCUAUAACAAUCUCAGUGGUAACCUCCCUUCUAUAUUUCUACAACGAUCCAACGCCAUGAAUUCCCUCAUUCUCCAUGGCAACAAAGACUUAUGUACUGUUUACCGCAACAGUUUCCCUCUUUGCUUCCAAGCUAUCCCAUCAAGUACUCAUAAUCACCGCCGCCUCAUGAUCAACGAAGUUGGACAGGACGCCCACAAAAUCAUACGCUCCGUUGUUCCUGUCUAUGUCAUUUUUUACUUGUCUCUUCUUUUCCUUAUGCUGACAAUCUUCUACGUAUGUGGAUGUAAAAAUAAAAAGCCUCAAUCUCUUGCUGAGACAACUACAACAAAGGAUAAUAGUGGAGAUAUUAUUAUUGAAAAUAAUGAAGAUUUAUUUUCAAUAUUGAAUUUUGAUGGGAACAAAGCAUACCAAGACAUCAUACAAGCAACUGAGGAUUUUGACAUCAAGUAUUGUGUCGGCGCUGGUGGUUAUGGACGUGUGUACAGAGCACAACUACCUAAUGGAAAAGUAGUUGCCUUAAAGAAACUUCACACUUCAGAAGCUUCAGAGCCUGCUUUGAGCAAGAGUUUCACCAAUGAAGUGAAAACAUUGACAAAAUUAAGACAUAGAAAUAUUGUGAGAUUUUAUGGUUUUUGUUCACACAAAAGGUGCAUGUUUUUAAUUUACGAAUACAUGGAAAAGGGAAGCUUGUUUUGUGUCCUAAACAAUGAUAUGGAGGCCGUAGAAUUGGAUUGGAGGAAAAGGGUGAAUAUUAUCAAAGGCAUAGUGAAUGCCUUGUGUUACAUGCACCACAAUUGCACUCCACCAAUUGUUCAUCGUGACGUAACCACUAAUAAUGUUCUACUCAACUCAGAACUAGAGGCUGUUGUAGCUGAUUUCGGCACAGCUAAACUUCUUGAUCCUAAUUCGUCCACUCAAACUGCCAUACAUGCUGGUACAUUUGGCUAUAUUGCUCCAGAGCUUGCCUAUACCAUGGUGGUGACGGAGAAGUGUGAUGUGUAUAGUUUUGGAGUGGUGGCACUUGAAAUGCUAAUGGGAAAGCAUCCGAAAGAAGUGUUAUCAUCGUUAUCAUCAUCUUCAACACAAAAUCUAAAGCUACCUGAAAUAUUAGACAGACGCUUAGCACCACCAAGAAGUCGGUCGGAUGUGCGCAAUGUAGUUCUUGUUGCAUCAAUUGCAUUCGCAUGCUUACAUGCUAACCCACAGCAUCGACCAACCAUGGAAACUGUUUCCAAACUAUUUCUUGAUGGCAGGACGCCAUUAGCCAAUCAUUGUUUCCUGGAAAUUUCAAUAGGACACCUCAUGAACCCACAAGUACUAAUCCGCAUAGAUGGUUAAGUGAGAGAUGGGUACAACUAAAUAUUAGUUAGAACAGCUCGUUCACUUUUCUAUACUUGGCCAUUGAGAAAUAGUUUGGAAACAGUUUCCAUGGUUGGUCGAUGCUGUGGGUUAGCAUGUAAGCAUGCGAAUGCAAUUGAUGCAACAAGAACUACAUUGCGCGCAUCCGACCGACUUCGGGUGCUAAGCGUUUGUCUAAUAUCUCAGGUAGCAUUAGAUUUUGUGUUGAAGAUGAUGAUAAUGAUGAUACCACUCUCUCUUUGUGCUAUGCUCUCCACUUGUUUCCAUUAUUAAAGAAUAAUUUUGUAAAGUGUUAAAUGCAUGGAUUUGACUAUCGUUCAAUUUUCCACAUUUACGUUUUAAGAUCCUACAUUUUAUAUAUUAAUUAGUUCUAUUGAGUAUAGUUGACCAAGUUGAUGGAAACCGACCAUUUGCUUCUCAUAUGGCUAAGGAUUUAUAUAUACAUGCACAUUUAGACUCUUAUCAAGUCAGCCUAAUGUUUAUGCUAUCAGGAUUUCCUUUUUCUGUUCUUAAUCGUUUCAAUGGCUUGGAAUAAAAAAUUCAUUUAUAGUUAUCUAGGUAUUAAAAAACAGAGUAAUGCAUAAAAUAAUGGAAAUAAUAAAUGCUCUGUUUGUAAGCUCUCAAGGGAAGGACAAAAUUUGAUAUAUGUAAUCAUCUUGAACAACAAUAGCCUUAACCAAAAGAGCAUGCUUUCCGGACCAUUAGAAAAAGUAUAGAAUUACUAAUGAAAAGUAGAAGUGAAAUGCUCUGUUUCCAAGUUUUUAAGGGCAAAAGUACGACGAAUUUAUGCAAUCGUAUUGAACAGUAAAGGCCUUAACCAAAAGAGCAAACGUUUAGGACCCUUUUAGUAUUAUUAUAUUCUACAGAGUAUAUAAUGCGGUAGACAUUAAUGUUGAAGAAGAAAUAAGCAUAUUAUGCAGAGACAAGGAAGAAAAUGGAAAGGCUAAAAUUUCAAUUUCAUCCUUGAGACCUUUAUUUGCGUAAUAUAAUAUAGUACAUCAUAUAAGUUGUAUCAAAGGUGUUCAGGAUACGUGAUGAUCAUGCAAGCAGCCAAAAAGACCAUUAAUUAUAAGCUUUUGCAUGAUUUUUGUCUUGGUUUUGUGGCAAUGAAGCAGCAAGCGAAGACUAGACUAAAGAGAGUACAUGCAGAAAAGUUUAGGUACCAUGAGGGACCAAUUUAUUGAUACGAAUAAUAUCACAGUCCAUACCUUACCACGUGGCAGUGUUUAGCUUUUUGUUUAAUUUGUCGUGUCUAAAACCGAGGUAUGUACUUCCUCCUCUAAUAUACAUAUGUAUCCCAUAUACCAUCAAAUAGGAUCC